Messenger RNA from Alternaria atra, 1473 nucleotides. RefSeq lists its product as uncharacterized. Gene Ontology annotation, cellular component: ubiquitin ligase complex. Gene Ontology annotation, molecular function: cullin family protein binding; ubiquitin conjugating enzyme binding; ubiquitin-like protein binding. The transcript is spliced from 4 exons. Lineage: Eukaryota; Fungi; Ascomycota; Dothideomycetes; Pleosporales; Pleosporaceae. The coding region runs from base 1 to 1473 and encodes 490 amino acids. Gene Ontology annotation, biological process: positive regulation of ubiquitin-protein transferase activity; protein neddylation. The record is from RefSeq and is a predicted model, not a curated record.
AUGCCUGCAGUCUACAGCUCUCAGCAAAAGGCUGCGAUCCAGCAGUUCAUCAGCUUCACCCAGCUCGACCGGAACACUGCGAUAAGGGCGCUGAAGAGCCAUGGAUGGGAUGCGCAGAAUGCCGUUAACGCCUCUCGCUCCAUGAGCCUUUCCAACCGACCGGCUCAGCAGCAGAACACUCCAUCCGUGGAAAUACGCACAGUCGAUUCAAGCGCCACCAUCGACGAACGAACCUCUUCUGAAGACAGCGAUGCUUCUAUCGACCCCAUCGCCAAGAUUGGAGCCUAUGCAGUCGAUGAAGUCUCUACAUUGCUUUCUGUACCACAACUGGCGGACGGCCUGGACUCUUUGAAAGUAGAGCAACAUCAAAUCCAAGCAGAACACCUAAGUCGGGUGCUACAUAACAACCUCACUCUUGCGAAAGUUGUCGAUCUACCGGAAAGUCAAUUCGCUCUACGCCGUUAUAGCCGUUACGGCAGUCUAGGAACGCAUACAGACACCAUGCAAAAUCUACGUAGCAUCACGGCCCCCGUCCCACCUACAUACUUGCCGGAAUCCACCCUGGAGGACCUACUGGCAAUAUUAGACGUCACCAGAGCGACUCCCCUCCAUGCCUCCGUCUCUGAUCAACGUCUAAGAUCACAGUCAGUCGUGUCGCUCCGGGAUGGUGGAGGCGGCGACCGCCGGCGGCAGAUUGAUAAAUUCAUGGCGUCUAGAUACUCUACUACCUUGGAACUCGAUGAUCCUGCACAAGCAUUGAUUCGUUACUACAGCGGCGGCGGCGGCGGCAACGCUCAGAACUCAGCCGCAGCGAAGACGAAUCUGAAUAAACUAUUCGAUCGGUACCAAGAGGCUGGCGCACCCGACAAGGAUGUCGUUGGAGUAGAGGGUACCAUGCGGUAUUUUGAAGAGACUGGUGUCGAUGCCGAAGGUUUAGAGGCGUUGGUUGCUCUCGAGAUCGUGCAGGCACCUACCAUGGGCGAAAUGAGCCGCGAUGGCUUCAUCAAGGGUUGGUCAGAGCGCAACUGUGAUACCGUCGACAAGCAGAAGUCAUAUCUCAGCAACGUCAAGAGCGAGGUCUCCAACAACAAGGAGCUCUUCACGCGCGUCUACAAAUACACAUUCACUAUCGCCAAGCCCACGGAUCAGAGGGCAGUUCCACUCGAGAUGGCCACUGUAUACUGGGAGCUGCUCUUCAGCUCGCCCUUGUCCGCAGUCAAGUGGUCGAGCCCUAACACCCCAUGGCUAAGCUGGUGGACCGAGUUUCUCAACACAUCGUGGAAGAAGAGCGUGAACAAGGAUAUGUGGAAUGAGACCCUCAAGUUCGCACAGCUCUCCCUUGACGACGAGUCCUUGAGUUUCUGGAACGAGGAGUCCUCGUGGCCUUCUGUCAUCGACGAUUUCGUCGAGUUUGUCAAGAAGGACAAGCGCGGUGGUACUGAGGAGCAGCCGAUGGACGAAGAUGAGAUGUGA